UCCCCCCUUCUCUCUCUCCCUUGAUCAUUAUAUAUACAUAAUUGAAAUUAAAAGCCAUAUACAAAGGAAGUAACUUAACACACACACACACACCCCAUUUCCCUAAACUAAAAAUUAAUUAAAGCUUGUUUUUUUAUUAUGGAGAAGAGUAGGUCAUUUCCGGAGUACUCGUCGGCUUAUUCGGGUGGCGAAUUCGGGUUCGGAGAUCGGUCUAAUUCCUAUAAUUUCAAUGGACCUUGCCAAAAGGGAAGUGGAUUUGUAACUUCUACAGAUCCAGAGCUCCAAAGAAAGAAGAGAAUUGCCUCAUAUAAUGUGUACACCACAGAAGGUAAGGUUAAAUCAAGUGUGAGAAAUAGCUUCAAGUGGAUUAAGAACAAGUUUAGUGACAUACGCUAUGGUGGUGGUGUAUGAGAUAAUGUUUUAAUUUAUAUAUUUAUAGGAAAAUCUUAAUUAAUUAAGAGUAUCUCUAGACUCUAUAUAUAGGUGAUGUUUAAAUUACCUUCUUGAUCUUUUAGAUCCUUUUCUUUUUGGGGGUGUUUUUUUUUUUUUUUUUUUUUUUGGAUAUUGACAAUGUUGUUCAAAACAAAAGAGGGACAGAUCAAAAUCCCUAAUGGUAUUAUUGGAAAUAUGUAUCAAAUUUGGGAGAAAAAAAAAUAAAAACUCACAAAACAAUGUAUUAAUUAGUAUGAUAAUGAUAGAUGGGGGAUUGUGCUUGCAUUGUAACCACAUGCAAUAUAUAUUUGGGCAUAGAUAUUUGAGCUGAUUUAGUUUGUAUUUAUUGGUGAUGAUAUAAAUAUAUAUAAUUUGACUUUUCUUA
Cannabis sativa is the source of this 817-nucleotide messenger RNA. RefSeq lists its product as uncharacterized. Lineage: Eukaryota; Viridiplantae; Streptophyta; Magnoliopsida; Rosales; Cannabaceae. The record is from RefSeq and is a predicted model, not a curated record. The transcript has a single exon. Bases 139 to 411 code for a protein of 90 amino acids.